AUGGCUAGCAAGGCAUGUUGCGAGCUUGCCCCGGUGACUGCCGACUACAUUGGCAAGGGCAGGUGGGAGACGGUUGCUGGGAUAAACACUUACAUCGUUGGAUCUGAUGAUGCAGACAAAGCCAUUAUUGACAUCUAUGACAUCUUUGGGGUUGCAUCCCAGACGAUCCAGGGCGCAGAUCGCUUGGCCGCACACGCCUCAGCACUUGUCUUUGUCCCGGAUCUAUUCGAAGGGAAAUCGCUUGACAAAGGGGCAAUCCCCCCUGAUACACCCGAAAAGCAAGCCCUUCUCCAGGAAUUCAUGUCUGGCUCCGCCAAUAUUGCUUCCAACAUUGAUAAGGUGGCCAAAAUUCGUAAGGAAAUUGGCGACAAGUGGCCCUCCAUUGAGGAUCACAUUGGAAUCUUUGGCCUUUGCUGGGGUGGCAAGAUUGCUAUUCUGGCAUGUGGGGAGGCCAAUGAGGGCAAGGGCCGCAAAUUCAAAGUGAGCGGAACAGCUCAUCCAGGCGGUUUGGAAACCAAAGACGCGGAGGCUACAAACGUGCCUCACAUUCUCCUUGCCUCUCCAGGCGAGCCUGCUGAUAUCGUAGCAGAGGUUAAAGAGGUAUUUUCUCGGCCUGGCAAAACCGGCGUCGUAGAGACCUACCCGACCAUGUUUCAUGGGUGGAUGGGCGCACGAGCAAAUCUCGAAAAUGAGGACAAUCUAAACGAGUACAAGCGAGGGUAUAGCCAAAUUGGCGACUUCUUUGGUAAGCACCUAUAA
Messenger RNA from Clonostachys rhizophaga, 759 nucleotides. Lineage: Eukaryota; Fungi; Ascomycota; Sordariomycetes; Hypocreales; Bionectriaceae. The record is from the annotation of a GenBank genome assembly.